Anopheles cruzii is the source of this 2190-nucleotide messenger RNA. RefSeq lists its product as uncharacterized. The record is from RefSeq and is a predicted model, not a curated record. NCBI's taxonomy places the organism in Eukaryota, Metazoa, Arthropoda, Insecta, Diptera, Culicidae. The coding region runs from base 1257 to 1562 and encodes 101 amino acids. The transcript has 3 exons.
UUUCGGGUGUCUUCUGAGCAGCUUUUACCGUGGCCUGCGGGUGUUGGGCGUGAGCUAGAAACCGCGCGCGUGUCAAGGCUUUUCAAAAGCAGUAACAGGAGGCACGGCACAACGUGAUUUGAAGCAAAAAAAAAAAAAAAAAAACGGCGGCACCAAAUUGCAGUUAAGUGGCCCCGUCCGGCCGUGGUGCGUGCGUGUUUCUGGCAAAUGCAAAUAGUCAGGGCCAGCGUGUAGAGUACCGUACGCCUGUGGGUUGCUGCAGUACGCCAUAAACUGCACACGCCGCCGUCGUGAUAAAUUGAAGUGGCCGGCACCGGAAAAACCGGUUUUUCCCCGAACCCGUUGUGCGCCGGGCCGGGAAAGUGGGCAGCCUUCUUGAUAGAGUACGCAAACUGUCGUUACUUUUGUCGCGGGCUUCGAAAGGCUCCACCGACACACAAAUACCACCGCAAAGAGUGACACAAAAGUGACGAACGAAUUCCAGUGCAGACAACAGCGGGAAAAAACAGCGCAAACAAAUAGAGAGCCCCACAACGCAAUACGGCUCCAAGUGUGUGUGUGUGUGAUUGAAUUUAUGGGCGCGCGAUAGCGUGGCGCGGUGCGUGACGUAAGUCGUCGACAACAACCCGUCCCCGUCCAGUGUAGCAUAUAGCUCGGCGGAACAGCUGGGCGCUGAGCAGCUAAUGAAAUCCUCUCGCCCCCCAAUUCAAAUACCACGCCAAAGUCCUGCUCGUGAGUGUGUGAGUGCGUGUGUUAUAUCAAUCGAGAUUUGGAGGAUCGGAUCACCGACCGACACACUCGUGGAUCGCGCGAUUUUGUGAAAACCGAGGGGCCCAACCAGGUCCUACUUCCAGCAGCAGUGGGGUGUCCAUCGUCGCUGCUAACGGCUGCCGUCGGAAAACAAAAACAGAAAACGAUCAAAUCAGCGUUCCACUCCAAAUCGCUUGCGCGCCAUUAUCGAGAAAUUGCAAUUUAAGCUACUCCGUGUGUGUGAGCGCGUCCACCGCUGAACUCGUCCCGCUUUGCGAACUGAUAAAGCGAGCCAUCGAUCCUAACCCGGUGUGUAUCGAGGAAUCGAAGCCACUACUCAGGAGGGACGUCGGGGAAUUUGGUUUGUUACGUGCAAAGGUCGACAGCGGUUCUCUGGGGAACCGACGUCACACCGGAAUCGAUAACACCGAUUUCACAACCUGGAACUCUGGUCGGACCUGGGAGAAGGUGGAUAUAGCAGUCAGCAAUCGGUGUGUAACCAGCGUAUGGACAGCAUGACUAUAUCAGCGAUCCCUCCUCCGGAGCCGGUCUGGUGUCUGGACCGACGGGACUCGGGCCACCUGUUCUGGCGCCGGGAGUCGUCGAAGGUGAAGUUCCGGUACGACGUGGAAGUGCUCGAGUUCACCAAGGACCCGUACGAGGACCAGCUGCUCAUCACGGACAGUGAGCUGAACCGAGCAAAACAGGACCAGGCCGGUGCCCUCUCGAAUAUGAUCGUGGUGUGCGCCACUUGUGUGGCCGCCAUUGCCGUUACGGUAGUGCUGCCCUGGUUUCUGAUAGGAUCGGCCUAAGGUGCAAACACCCACCUCAUACACGUCGCAGGCACUGGUUGUGAAAUAACGCUAGUUAGAAAUCACCCAGAGUAGCAACGUUGGGUAACGCAAAUGUGAUAGCUGUCCCUACGGUCUUCGGUGCCCCCUAGAGAGGCACAGUUUAGGGACUCAUUGUUUUUUUCCUCCAAACCCAAUUUUUCUCUAGCUUUUAAGGACACGUAGUAGAGUAAGAAGUUUUGUUAUGUUUUGUGCAACAUGUGAAGCAACUUUUGGCUCUACACUGUAUUGUAAAUAGGAAUGUUAGGGGUUCUGCGGGCUUCCGAUUCACUGCACGACUCCCCGUGUAGCGUUGCGUGAUAAGAGAGUGAAAAGGGCAACAUUACCAUUCGGAGUGAAGGCCUUCCGUGUAAAGCUAAUUCUAAAGGUUAAUGAAAUGCAUUGAAAUGGUGCAUCGAACAGCAAAUGUAUUAAACCAGCUAAACAUAUCAUAAUACGUCUAGGAGAAUGAGUUUGUAAGCAGUCUUAGCUGUCUUCUAACCACACAGAUCGUUAGGCACAACAAGUCAACGAGGCACCGCGCCGACUGGCUGGUAUCGGGAAGAAUCGGGGUUAUUAUGAGCCACGGUGUGUAAAUGUGACAAUAAAA